AUGGCAGAGGCCCCUCCGUUGCAAAAACCAGUCCACCAUUUAGGGAUUCAUGAAAUGGUGCCACAUGAAGCAUCAAUUACACUCUUGGUUCGACAUCUCCCAGAGGCAAUUCCACAUGAUACCCUCGCCAGACUCUUCUCUCACUAUGGCGCCUCUUCUGUUCGCCCCUGCACUUACGGAAGGCGUAGGUAUCACAAAUUGCACUCUUUUGUUCGUCUUCAAGUGCAGCCCCCAUCAACCUCCAUUUCUGCGAUGGGACCCAUGAAUCUUCUUAUUUAUACCAGAAAUAAUGCUGAGGGUCCACCUUCUCCAGGGUACUACCCUAGUUCAAGAAUUGGCUCAAUAGGGUUCAACCAAGGAUAUAGCAAUCGCUGGGGUCCUCAGCACCAAAGACUUGACCAGGGCGAACUCACUAUUUGGCUUGACAGUACCUCAGGAAGUGGUUUCAAAUCUCUUAAUUCUUAUAAAUCCGGUUAUUUUGGAACGGCGAUGAAGCUCCAAUCAGGCUAUACUGCAGGAGUGAUUACAUCAUUCUAUCUUUCGAACAAUGAAGAUUAUCCAGGGAACCAUGAUGAGAUAGACAUUGAGUUCCUUGGAACCACAGAAGACAAGCCUUAUACUUUGCAGACAAAUGUUUAUGUAAGAGGAAGUGGAGAUGGAAAUAUCAUAGGAAGAGAGAUGAGAUUUCAUCUUUGGUUCGACCCUACUCAAGAUUUCCACAAUUAUGCGAUUUUGUGGAACCCCACAGAGAUCAUAUUUUUUGUCGAUGAUGUGCCAAUUAGAAGGUACCAGAGAAAAAGUGAUGCCACAUUCCCUACAAGAAAUAUGUGGGUGUACGGAUCAAUAUGGGAUGCCUCCUCAUGGGCCACUGAGAAUGGAAAAUACAAAGCCGACUACAGUCAUCAACCCUUUGUAGGACGGUACAAAAAUUUCAAGAUAUCCGGCUGUGAAGCAAAUGGCCCUGCCUCAUGCCGCCCUCAGUCAGGUUCACCAUCUGGCUCUAGUGGGCUGAGCAGCCAGCAGAAUGAGGCCAUGGCGUGGGUGCAACAAAAUCACAAGGUCUAUGACUAUUGUCACGAUCCAACUAGAGACCAUACUCAAACACCAGAGUGCUAA
Molecule: messenger RNA, 1116 nt
Organism: Fraxinus pennsylvanica
Lineage: Eukaryota; Viridiplantae; Streptophyta; Magnoliopsida; Lamiales; Oleaceae
Source: the annotation of a GenBank genome assembly